Messenger RNA from Ogataea parapolymorpha DL-1, 2424 nucleotides. RefSeq lists its product as uncharacterized. Bases 1 to 2424 code for a protein of 807 amino acids. The record is from RefSeq and is a predicted model, not a curated record. Gene Ontology annotation, biological process: DNA-templated transcription. The transcript is spliced from 2 exons. Gene Ontology annotation, cellular component: nucleus. Gene Ontology annotation, molecular function: DNA binding; zinc ion binding. NCBI's taxonomy places the organism in Eukaryota, Fungi, Ascomycota, Pichiomycetes, Pichiales, Pichiaceae.
AUGGUGUGCAUAAAACGGGGCACGGCCAGCGAGUGCCAAUACGUUGAGCCAGAUUGGACUUAUGGCCCGGUCUUGGUUCCCGAGCAGCUACCUGAUCUAUUGGUCAACGAUUGCAUUCCGCACGCGGCCCCAGAGCCGAAAAAUUUACUUAGUGAGCUUGAACAAAUGAAACGACACUUGUCAGAGUUAGAACGGAAACUGAGCUCGUCGACUUCACUGGAAACCCCGGCAGAGUCUGAGGCAGAGGAUGAUGUGAUUUCCUUCAGAAAUACACAUUUUGAUUUCGACGUCGAUGGCAGACUUAUGUUUGACAACGAUAUAUUUUCUCCCCGGAUGCUUUUGAUGAAAGAUCCACUCACACGGGUCUCCAAGGAGUACAUGGGAGACAUGAAAAAGACUGAGAAGGCGCGCACGGAGUUUCUGAAUCUGAAAAAUCCCUGGUUUGCAAACGAAAAGGACUCGAAGGUGAGUGAGGUAUUCAAGCAAAAAGCCUUGCACCAGCUGCCGUGGACAUUGCACAAGGAAACAGAGAUGCCUACUGAGGACUCUGUAAUUGACACGGAUGGGCCAAAACGUGGUCUAGGGGGCUAUUUGCAAAGUGUCAUGCCCACUAAAAAAUCCGCGUGGUUACUGCUUGAUCGCUUUUUCGAGUUCUGGUAUCCCCAUUAUCCGUUUGUUGACGAAGAGCAAUUCACUUGCUCGAUAUCUGAGGUCAUUGGGCAGCGCAGCAUGGAGGACGAGCAGAUUAAUAUUAUUGGCAUUUUCCGAACCAAGUUGGUCCUGCUUUCUUCGCUAUUGUAUCUGAUCCAUCUUGGCCAACUCACGUUGUACACAAUCAACAUGGAACCCAUUGCCGAAACCAAGACCGACGAGAACCUGAAGUAUCUUGUUGAGCAUCCGUUGAACAGUCGUCUUCUCACUGCAGCCUCGUAUUGCAGCAAAUGGAGCGGAAUGGCUCAUAUGCCUGCCUUGGCAACUUUACAGAACCUAUUGUAUUCCAGAAUUGCAUUUAAGCACUCGCCAAUGGAAGGAGAACAUUCGGAUUUGGAGUCAUUUGCUGGAUUAGUCGUGCGGAUGUCCGACAUUUUGGGACUUAACAGAGACCCGACAACCGUAACUAAUUCUCUUACUCCGAAGCAAGUCAACCUCUGGAGAAAAUUGUGGCUUGGUGUUUGGACGGUUGAUUCUGGAUGGUCUUUCCAAAAUGAGAGUUUUGCACCAAGGAUCCACAAAUUUAACACCAAAAUGCCAGUAUUUCUUGGAGAAACGAACGCAAAUUGCAAGAACGAGAGCGUGGAGCGUGGCUCUAUUGCAGUGCUUCAAAGUCGCGCGAAGCUUAAUCGGUUAUUUGCAGCACUCAUGGAGACCGUCACAGACCUCAGCGGGUCAGUGAAGACGUCUUGUCUGCUUGAAAGGAUUAGAGAUUUGGAAACCUACCAGGAAAACAUGACAGGUGACAUACUUAUGUUUCUGGAUCCGAACACACUGGGCUCAGAGGACAAAGUUACUCAAAUUCAGCGAAUCAAUGGAUGCAUCCAAUAUCUUGAGAUAAAACACAUGUUGGUGUUUCUCUACUACCAUCUGUUUCUGCAAUAUGAGCUUAAGAAUGAUGUUCCGAAAUCGAAGCACUUUUUGAUGAAAAGCAUCCGCUCUUUGAUGUCUAUCUUGAUAUUUGGACGCAGCUCCAUAUUCCGUCUUGGUGAUUAUUUUGGCCACGGAAACGAGCACGUGGUUGCCCAGACAGUGAUGCAAUCUGUAGGCAGAACCCGGUGCUUGUAUUUCAUGCUUUUGUCGCGCGUGAAGCAUGUCACUUAUACAAAGUUCAUUCAAGGAAACACAGAAACUGAAGUGGUGGCUGUCUGCAAUAACAUACUAGAAACAGUCGAAAAUCUAGUGGGUGAGGGGCUGCAGAUCCAGGGAAAACUUGCAGCAACCCAUUUCAGUGCCUGGUUUGCUUGCAAAAUCCAUUCCUUCGUCUAUGCGAAGGUCUACCCUGCAAUGGUGGACUCGCUUUUCAACACAGCGAAAGAACCAACGGAGGAACAUGAAAAACUAAAUGUCAACAUAAUGCUCAGGUGGAAGAAAAGUGAUUUUGAGGAUCUGGCAGAACUGCUUUCCAAAAAGUACGAGUGUGAGGACUCCUAUCUCGGCCACUCCUUUUCAAAUCAUGCAGAAAAAGCAUCAAAUGCUGCGGGCGCAGUUGACUCUGGUUGGAUUGGGAGGUUGAUAACUAACAGAUUGCAUCCUUACAUUGAAGGGAACCCUCUUAUUUCAGAGUUUCGGCAGGCUUUGAGACCGGAUCAAACCACAAGUAGUAGCGACACCACUCCGGGAACUGGUCUCGAAUUUUUGGGCUCCGAUCUGAAUAUUGAUGAGCUCUUCACGAAUAUCGAUAGUUCCAUUUGGAAUACUUUCCCCCUAUAA